Hirundo rustica (Barn swallow) is the source of this 8157-nucleotide messenger RNA. It is a transcript of the gene TBC1D8B, whose product is annotated as TBC1 domain family member 8B. NCBI's taxonomy places the organism in Eukaryota, Metazoa, Chordata, Aves, Passeriformes, Hirundinidae. The transcript has 21 exons. Bases 49 to 3426 code for a protein of 1125 amino acids. The record is from RefSeq and is a predicted model, not a curated record.
GUUGGGCGGGCACGGCGGUGGGAGCGCUGCGCCGUGCGGGGCCGCGCGAUGUGGCUGAAGCCCGAGGAGGUGCUGCUGAAAAAUGCCCUCAAGCUGUGGGUGCAGGAGCGCUCCAACCAGUACUUCGUGCUGCAAAGGCGGCGGGGCUAUGGCGAGGAGGGCGGAGGCGGGCUGGCAGGUCUCCUGGUGGGAACGUUAGAUGCGGUGUUGGACUCAACGUCGAAAGUCGCCCCGUUUCGCAUCCUGCAUCAGACCCCCGACUCCCAGGUCUACUGGUCCAUCGCGUGCGGAUCCAGCAGAGAAGAAAUAACAGAACAUUGGGAGUGGUUAGAACACAAUGUUAUGAAGACUUUAUCAGUAUUUGAUUCAAAUGAAGACAUUACGAGCUUUGUCCAGGGAAAGAUAAGAGGUUUGAUUGCUGAAGAGGGAAAAGAUUCUUUUGUAAAAGAAGAUGAUCCUGAGAAGUUUCGUGAAGGUCUUAUGAAGUUUGAGAAGUGUUUUGGAUUACCAGAGCAGGAGAAGUUGAUAACCUACUACUCGUGCAGCUACUGGAGGGGCAGAGUGCCCUGUCAGGGAUGGCUGUAUCUUAGUACCAACUUCCUUAGCUUCUACUCAUUUUUGCUGGGAGCAGAAAUAAAACUUAUCAUCUCCUGGGAUGAAAUAUCAAAACUUGAGAAAACUUCCAAUGUGAUUCUGACAGAGAGCAUUCAUGUGUGCUCCCGUGGGGAAGAUCAUUAUUUUUCCAUGUUUUUGCACAUUAGUGAAACAUUCCUUCUCAUGGAGCAGCUGGCAAACUAUGCAGUUAGAAGACUUUUUGACAAGGAGACGUUUGAGAAUGAUCCAGUCCUUCAUGACCCUCUGCAGAUCACCAAGAGAGGCCUGGAGAGCCAUGCCCACAGCGAGCAGUUUAGUGCAUUCUUCAGGCUACCUAAAGAAGAGUCCUUGAAGGAAGUUCAUGAGUGCUUCUUAUGGGUUCCUUUCAGUCAUUAUAACACUCAUGGGAAAAUGUGCAUUUCAGAAAACUACAUCUGCUUUGCUAGCCAGGAUGGCAGCCUGUGCAGUGUAAUCAUUCCGCUGAGAGAGGUCACAGGGGUGGAUAAAGCAGAUGCAGCCAACAGGGGAGUCAGCAUUAGUACCAAAGGGAAAACAGCUUUUCGUUUCACAGAGGUGAGAGAUUUUGAACUGCUCGUGGCAAAGCUCAGAAUGAAGUGCAAUGCAACUGCAAGUCCACAACACGUCAUAAGUACUGAGGUUGCAGCUAGUUCUGCUGCUGACAGUCCAAAGGAUUUUGGUUCAGGACAGUCAAAGAUGGGCCAGAGAGAUAACAGCAAAACUGUCAGUACAGAAGCACUGAUGACUGUCUACCAUCCUCAGGAUGCUGAGAACCUUGACUCUAAAAUGUUGAAAGAAAAAAUGAAGGAACAGUCGUGGAACAUCCUAUUUGCGGAGCGGGGCCAUGGGGUCAGCAUGUUUCGAACAAAGAAGACUCGAGACCUAGUUGUAAGAGGCAUCCCAGAGGCAUUAAGAGGAGAGCUCUGGCUCCUCUUCUCAGGUGCUGUAAAUGACAUGGCAUCCAACCCUGGUUAUUACACUGAGCUGGUGGAAAAGUCCUUAGGAACGUGCACCUUGGCUACUGACGAGAUUGAACGAGAUCUACGCCGCUCCUUACCUGAGCAUCCUGCUUUUCAAAGUGACACGGGAAUUUCUGCCCUCAGGAGAGUCCUUACAGCUUAUGCAUUCAGGAAUCCACAAAUUGGAUAUUGUCAGGCAAUGAAUAUUCUGACAUCAGUGCUUCUGCUGUAUGCUAAAGAGGAGGAAGCAUUCUGGCUUUUGGUUGCUGUGUGUGAAAGGAUGCUCCCCGAUUAUUUCAAUCGCCGAAUCAUUGGUGCCUUGGUAGAUCAGGCAGUGUUUGAGGAGCUCAUCAGGGUUCACCUGCCUCAGUUGACAGACCACAUGACGGACAUGACUUUUUUCUCCUCGGUCUCUCUCUCCUGGUUCCUUACCCUUUUUAUCAGUGUGCUGCCAAUUGAAAGUGCAGUCAAUGUGGUGGACUGCUUCUUCUAUGAUGGAAUAAAGGCAAUCUUGCAGCUGGGCCUUGCAGUGCUGGAAUACAACAUGGAGAAGUUGCUCACUUGUAAGGAUGAUGCAGAAGCAGUCACUGUUCUCAACAGAUUUUUUGACAGUGUCACUAACAAAGACAGUCCUUUACCUCCAGCUGUGCAGCAGGGCUCCAGCCUCAGCGAUACAAAGAGUGACCAUCCAAAAGUGGACAUCACUGAUCUGAUCCGAGAGUCAAAUGAAAGAUACGGUGAUAUUCGCUAUGAGGAUGUUGAGAGCUUGCGCUGCAGGAACAGGCUUUAUGUGAUCCAGACCUUGGAAACCACAACCAAGCAGAACGUGCUACGUGUUGUGUCUCAAGAAGUAAAAUUCAGUCCGAGUGAUCUUGAAGAGCUUUAUGAAUUAUUCAAGAGGGAGCAUUUUCUUUCCUGUUACUGGAGUGUAAAUAGUCCUGUCCUGCAGCACCACGAUGCCAGUCUGCCCUACCUUGACCAGUACCGGAUUGAUUGCCAGCAGUUCAGGGUUCUCUGCCAUCUCCUGAGCCCCUGGUCACACUGUGCAAACAGAGACUCCCUGGCCCUGUGGACAUUCCGACUGAUGGAUGAGAGCUCCAGCUGCCUUAUAAACUUCAAACAAUUUGCCUGUGUUCUUGAUACGAUGUAUAACGGAAGCUUCACUGACAAACUCAAGCUUCUUUUUAAGUUGCACAUCCCUCCAGCUUUUACUGAAGUAGAGUCUCUAAGCCCUUCCAAAGGGGAUGAUCUUUCAAAAGAAGAACUGAUCCACUUCAGCCAACUCAGUUUUUCUUCUGUUGGGGAUAAUCUUGAAGAUGAUUCUUUGAAGAGCAGCCCAGAAAAAGGGAAGGGGAAGGUUGAUAUUCAGACAUAUCUGAAGCAAUGGCAAGAUGAACUUCUUAAAAAAGAAGAAAACGUCAAGGAUUUGCCAAGAAUGAACCAGUCUCAGUUCAUCCAGUUCUCAAAAACUCUCUACAAUCUGUUCCAUGGGGAUCCUGAGGAGGAGCUCCUGUACCGGGCCAUCGCGGUGGUGACCAGCCUCCUGCUGAAAAUGGAAGAAGUUGGCAGAAGGCUGCAGAGUCCCCUGCCCCCUGUCAAAAGUCCAGUUGCUGUUACAGAAAUGGCUGCUGAGGUGCCCAGAGCGAGGCAGGAGGAGAGCAGCUCUCAGCAGACUGACGGCAGUAGGGCACAGAGUUUGGAAGGGAACCAUGAAUGGUCUUUUGCCUUUGAACAGAUUCUGGCAUCCUUAUUAAAUGAGCCAGCCUUGGUGAGAUUUUUUGAAAAACCUCACGACAUAAAAGCUAAAAUAGAGAGUGCUAAAAAUUUGCAACUUAAAGCAAGAACCAGAGUGUAAUUUUCUUUACAUUUGGCUCUGAAUUAAUCACAUAAAGUGCUUACAAAUGAAGGCUGUAACUGUGGAAAUCAAGUCUGGUGUUGACAUAGGGAAUGAAGUUUGAAGAAUUAGCUUUAAGUAUCAGAUUACUGGUAUGUAAUGUAAAUAAAAAUAGUUUGAAGCACAGUCACUUUCUUGCAUUGUUCAUAAGUUUCACUCCAAAAAAAGGGACUGAAUAAUAAACUGUCUUUACCAUGGUUUUAAAACAUGCAGCAUUGCUUGGAGAUACUGGAUGUGUACCUGUUGCAAACCUGUCUGAAUGUUAGAGUAUGUGUUCUCCAGGUUAUUUUCUAUUAUUGUGAUAAAAGGAAUGACUUUUUCCCAUUUUCACUUUAAAGGAGUGUCGACAGCUUGGAGGCUGUCUUCCACAUUAAUUAGUUAUUUCCAGAUUGCUUGUGGACUGGGGCCAAAGCAGGGUGAAGGCUAAGAACAGAAGCACGAGACCAUGAGAUUAGAAAAGGAAGUUGCCCUGCUCACAACUCUUCUGCUUUGAUGUUACCCAUGGGUCUGGACUCCAGCAGAUUCCAGCCCCUCUUUCCCAUUUUCAUUACCAAUCCUCCUACAAAGAAAAUGUGAAAAGGAUGGAGGUUUAUUAGGUCAUCCGGGCUGCACAAGGAUGCAGAAAUUAAUAUUGAUUGUUUAAAAUCAAGGGAAAGCAGUGGCUAAAUCUGUCUGACCCCGUGGUGGUUGUACUUUAUCUGGCAAGAGGGCCCAUUGUUGGCUCUUUAGGAGCAUGUUGAUGAAAUGUAGAGUUUGGUGGUGUUUGGAAGGCCCAAGCACAGGCCCAUCUGUAGCGGAGUGUUGACUAUUGAGCUGCCUGGGGACAGAUUGCUGUUGCUUUUUUACCCUGAGUCUGUAUCUCAACCCAGUAAUUCCUAUUGCUUUUCUCUAGCACUCUGCAUUACUGCUGCUGUAAUAUUUUCCAUCUGUCAGGAUUCAAGGCAAGAAGAAAAUCCCCUUGAAUCUGACUUGAAAUUUUUAAUAUGUAAAAUAUGAUAUAGUGGAGAUCCUGUAAAGGAAAGCUCUGCCAGUGUAAAAGCUGAGAAAUGUUGACCUUGAAUCUUUGGUAGCUGGUGCUAGAAAGCGUUUAGAGAAGGAGGGUAGGAGCUUGUGUUUGAACAACAACAGCAAAGUGGGGAGUCUGUGCUAAACUAGUUUAAGAUGUCUGUUUCUAAAGCCUGUAUGACAAUCUCUCUGCAGAGCAGCAUUAUUUUUAUACUGUGCAUGUUUUUUUAAAGAAGCAGAACGGGGACGGUAUCUUUCUGAGGCAUUUCUUGCAAUUGUAGUGUGAAUGAAGAAUAAAACGAAUUUCUGACUUGUGUUACAGGCACUUUGUGAAAUGCCAUCAUUGAAGUUGGUGGUAUUUAUGAAUUAUGUCUUACACUCUCCUCAAUAAUCUCAGGUAUUCAUGUAAAAUAAAGUUUUAUUGAAGAAGUCCAAAAGCUAUAUCAUAUAUGUGGAAGAUAAGGAAAUUUUUUUCAGAAGCCUUCUCAAAGGAAUUGCAGUUGAUACAAUAUAGUGCUGAUUUGUAUUUUUAUGUAUAAAAUAUAAAAACUAACUUAUCCAUUUAUGUGGGUAUGGAUAGGGCCACACUGUACUACUUUUUAAAAACAUUUUCACAAAAUUGUUUAGAAACACAAAGCAGAUGAUAAUGUUUUUCUAGUCCAGGAUGUACCCAGGGAAGAUUUGAUCAGUGAGUAAUUCUGCAGAUAGCCAUGAUGAAAUUAAUGGAACCUCAGGAGAAUAGAUACAGCUGCUCAUACCAAAAGCUUUUGUAGGAUUAUGACAACAAGUAGUCACAGCUGUGAACUGUUUGCUAAUCAAGGUAAUAGAGAUGUGCAAGUCUUAAAACUCGAGGACUUUUUUGAUUGAGAGCCAAGAUGUGACGGUCUGUGUGCAGAAGGUAAAGGAACUUGCAAAGUACGACAACCUCUGUUGUUACCUGGUUGUAAAAAGGUGCUCAGUUUGUACAAUGCCCUUUUCUAUUAAUGCCCACCCAAGACACUGCACAGCCUUUGCCAGCUGGGUGGUAGCUCUUGUCAGACACCAUAUCUAUGUACAAAAAGCAAAAAUAUAUAUCAAAAUAGAUUUAAGGCAGGAAGUUAGGAUAUGUAGGGGAACACUAACUUGUAUUAACUGCAUGGAUUUUUUUUGUUCGAUUUCUUUAUAUCUUUUUCCCAAAAGGGUGGUGUCUUUAAAUUUUUCCUGUAGUACACCUGCAGGCUGAUCCAGGAAGACUAAUCACAGUGACCAGGCAUUUCCAUCCUUUUGGAACCUCUGGCUCAUGAUUGUCUGGGGAGAUGUAGCAGUAGCAGUGGCAGUGAUUUCCAGGGAGUGUUACCUAGAGGUUAUCUGCUGAGCUGCUGCCUCAGUGUAGUUGAGCUCUGCUUGUGACAGAGGAACUCUGGAGUUUGUUUAGCUUCUUUCCUUCCUUUUCCUAUUCCAGCUCCUUCAAUUCCAGACAGGCUGGCUAACAAAUAGAUGCAGGUUUAGCUGGGACUGGCGGAGCUACAACAACAGCAGCUCGGUCCCUUCCUUCACUCCUUUGACUUCAAAUCCUUCCCAGUCAGGGACAGAGAUCCCUGAGCCCUGCUGCUUCUUGGCUAGGUGAGGGUGGUGGUACAGAGACGGCCCCAGACUCCCAUCACGUCACCUGAGGCUGCUGGGUGUGCACACGAACAGGAAGCAGCUUGGUGAAAGUGAAUUCUGUGGUGCCACUCCCCUGUUACUUUUCUUCUGGAAGUUUCCACCAAGUUUUCCGCCUUUAUUUUCAGGUUCAGUCACAGGAAAUAAAUGAGGGUGCACCACUCAGUACGAAAUAGCUGCGGGUAGGCCGUAGGUUGCUACAACUACUGAUGCUGUUUGUGCAGUUUGGCUGUUGCAGCGCCUGCUGCAGUGUGUCUUGGCAGCUGUGUCGUGGUCACCCUGCAGCGCUGGCAGUGGCUGUGGGGGACGCUGCACACUCCUUCCUUGUGGCUGGGCCCUCGUUGCUGUGUGCUGAGAUGCCUUUUGUCGGAUGUAAUCAGUAGCCUGGGGACAACAGCCAGCAGAGCUGUGAUGUUCCUGGUCUUGCCCUAUGGAAUGUGCUGCUCCCCGUGCUCUGGGGUGACCAGUGACAGCCCUGACCCCCACAUGGAACUGGCUGCUUGGCCUCUGUGUGCCCAGCUCGGCCCUUGGGCAUGUGAGGGCAGAUAAUGAAAAUACCAGCUCUUUCCACCAUGGGGAACAACUGAUAGCAAUUAAACCUGUAGCAUUUUCCAGGACCUGGAAGGUGGCUGCUGCCACGUGAUACAGAAAAAUCACUUUUUGUUUCCAUCCAUUCCUAAAACAAGCCACUUGUUUAUCACUCUAAUGGCUGAAUAAUAAUGUAAUUUUUAGAAGGGUUUGCUACCAUAGUGACUGAAAAAUAGCUGUGUGUUGAUUUUAUCAGAAGUUUCUCAUCCACUUGUACCAUACGGGGUUCUUGAUUGUGAUUGCUGUUGUUAUCUGGACUAAAACAGAAGGAAAUACUCAGAUUUGUUUCCAGAAAAAUAGGCUGUUUUGUCUUUUUUACUGUAGCUUUGUCAGUUUACCAAUACGGCGGCACACAUUUGUGUUGACAGCCUGGCUUUUAUAUAAUGUGUUGUAUGCAGAGGUAUUGUAAGACAGAGGAGGUGUUAAAUAAAAUAUUGUUUCCUUUAAGAAAAAAAAAAACAAAAAACCCCUGUGUUGGAGACACUAUUAUUUCUCGGGAUGGCCUGCUGCAGAAGUUCCUUCAGGAGCCAUAUUUAGUCAGUGCUUUGCAAAACAAGGAGCAAACCAAAGGCCCUGCUGGGACAGGAGGGGAGGAAACAUGGAGACUGUGACAGGUAGAAGAAUUAUAAAAGAAAGGCCUCACAAAAUCAGGCCUGCUCUAUUAAAUUAAUAGCUUGCCUGUCAUAUUUUCAAAGUGUAAUUAAGCAAUUUGCAAGUUCCCAUGUGAAAACAAUCUUGGUAUGAAAGGUUCCUUGACACAACAACCUAUACUUGGGUUGAAAAAUAAGUGCAUCUGUGUAAACAGUGAGAUCUGUUCCAUGAGAACCCAUAAAGGAAAAAUGUCAACAACCUAAAUCUUAGCACGUACACACAAAACACCUGGCCAAAAAAUGAAGUGGUAAGAAAACUACCAGCCAAUGGGUGUUGCACACGAGGUCUGUGAAAACUGUGUAAAAUAAGUGAUGUGACUAAAGAAUUGGCUUUUCCCUCAUGUAGAAAAUGGAGUUUCGGCUGACUUAGUACAACAGGAGACCCAUAUUUUGGAGCCUGAGCUGGCUUCAGUGCUGAGCUGGUGAGUACGGGCACAGUGUGCAGACGCCGAUGCCUUGUUCUUUCUAAUUUAUGAUUAAUUUCUCCGCUUGCCUCUGGCACUGCUCACAGAAAUCCCAGUCCUUGUCCUGAGCCUUCAGCUGUCCAUGCACACGGACACGAUGGCUGCUGCUCUUGUCUCCUGGAGAGCAGGGAUCAGACCCUGAUCCCUAACACACCCACACCACCCAGGGAAUAACAAGAGUACAUAGUGUGUAAGAGGUCCUAAAAGUAUUAUUUUAUUUCUUCUUAAUUUUUUUUUUUUUUAAAUACUAUGUACAAUCUGUUUAAAGCUCGUCAAAAUGCAUGGGCUCCCAUUCAAUGGAGCUGUGCAGGGACAUAGAUUCAAAACAAGAAUAAAAUCUUUAC